GUUUAUUAAUUUCAGAACAUAUCUGAAUGACUUCUCUGUGGCAUAUGCUUCAGUAGAGGAGCAGACAGUUCCUAACCAGGGACAGAUUUCAAGUUCUUCUCUAUUGGUACCACUACCACCAGAGAUUCCUCUUCAGAGUCAACGUUUAAGAUCUUCCCUGAGGACAGCUUGGUGUCUGAAAACCCACACAAGUGCCUCUGGUCAAUCAUUCUCUUCACAGCAUCACAGUCUCCUCUCCUGGCAAAGCAUCUGCUCUGCUGAACUUUGUUUAUGGAAACAACUUCUCCCUGAGAACUGGUUGAAAACAAUUCCCCAGGGGCCGUGCAUCCCAGCAUGGAGGUGAAGAGCUUUGCAGUUUGGGAUUAUGUCGUAUUUGCAGCCCUCUUUAUCAUUUCCUCUGGAAUUGGGGUGUUCUUUGCUAUUAAGGAGAGAAAAAAGGCAACUUCAAGGGAGUUCCUGGUUGGGGGAAGGCAAAUGAGCUUCGGCCCUGUAGCGUUGUCUCUGACAGCCAGCUUCAUGUCAGCGGUCACUGUGCUGGGGACCCCUGCUGAGGUCUACCGCUUUGGGGCAUCCUUCUUCCUCUUCUUCAUCUCAUAUACAUUUGUCAUCACCUUCACUUCGGAGCUCUUUCUCCCCGUCUUCUACAGAUCUGGCAUCACCAGCACUUAUGAGUACUUAGAACUGCGGUUCAACAAACCAGUUCGCUAUGCAGCAACUAUCAUCUACAUUGUGCAGACGAUUCUCUACACGGGAGUAGUGGUCUAUGCUCCUGCUCUGGCGCUCAACCAAGUGACUGGGUUUGAUCUCUGGGGCUCUGUGUUUGCAACAGGAAUUGUUUGCACAUUCUACUGUACGCUGGGAGGAUUAAAAGCAGUGGUGUGGACGGAUGCAUUUCAGAUGGUUGUCAUGAUUGUGGGAUUCUUAACGGUUCUCAUUCAAGGAUCAGCUCGUGUUGGUGGAUUGCCCAAUGUAAUAGAACAAUCAACAAAUGGAUCUCGACUAAACAUACUUGACUUUGAUGUAGAUCCUCUCAGGCGGCACACUUUCUGGACAAUCUCAGUGGGAGGAACUUUCACAUGGCUUGGGAUCUAUGGAGUUAAUCAGUCAACCAUCCAGCGAUGUAUCUCUUGCAAAACAGAAAAGCAUGCGAAGCUAGCCUUGUAUUUUAACUUGUUGGGUCUCUGGAUCAUUCUAGUGUGUGCUGUCUUCUCUGGUUUAAUCAUGUACUCCUACUUCAAAGACUGUGACCCUUGGACUUCUGGCAUUAUCUCAGCACCAGACCAGCUGAUGCCCUAUUUUGUCAUGGAGAUAUUUGCUACGAUGCCAGGACUGCCAGGACUCUUUGUAGCUUGUGCCUUCAGUGGGACUUUGAGCACCGUGGCCGCCAGUAUCAAUGCCUUAGCAACAGUGACCUUUGAGGAUUUUGUCAAGAGCUGUUUUCCCCAUCUCUCCGACAAGCUGAGCACCUGGAUCAGUAAAGGCUUAUGUCUCUUGUUUGGCAUGAUAUGUACUUCCAUGGCUGUGGCUGCAUCCCUCUUGGGGCCUGUUGUGCAGGCUGCCCUCAGUAUCCAUGGCAUGUGCGGGGGACCAAUGUUGGGCCUGUUCUCUCUGGGAAUCAUAUUCCCUUUUGUGAACUGGAAGGGUGCCCUAGGAGGUCUUCUGACUGGAAUCACCUUGUCGUUCUGGGUGGCCAUUGGGGCCUUCAUUUAUCCUGCACCAGCCUCCAAGACAUGGCCCUUGCCUUUAUCGACAGACAAGUGUACCCCGUCGAAUAUGACAGAAUCAGUGCCUCCAACGCUAUCCAGCAGACCUGCAAUUGCUGACACCUGGUAUUCAGUCUCCUACCUUUACUACAGUGCAGUAGGCUGCCUAGGGUGCAUGGCUGCAGGAAUAAUCAUCAGCUUCAUAACAGGUCAUCAAAGAGGCAAAGAUAUUCAACCACUUCUAAUUAGACCAGUUUGCAAUUUAUUUUGCUUUUGGUCUAAGAAAUACAAAAGACUGUGCUGGUGUGGAGUUCAGCAUGAAAAUGGGACAGAGCAGGAAAACCUUGAGAAUGGCAGUACCUGGAAACAAGGAGCCGAGUCUGCCUUACAGAAUGGACUCAGGCGAGAGAGCCUGGUCCCUGUUCCAGGCUAUGACUCCAAGGACAAGAGCUCCAACAAUACGGCGGUGGAGAAGAUCACCCAUUUCUAAGGCCAUCCGGACACACAUGCACGCACCCCACCCCCACCCAAAACACACCCACAUACACAGAUACACACAGUCCACAUCUUGUCUGCUGGUUAAUAGACUUUGUGUAGUUGCCCCUGAUAGAAAAUAGGAAUGUCUAAUGUCUAUUUAUACUUAUUUAUAACUACAAAUAAAAUGCCUGUGCCACAGGAUAGUUCCAGAAUGUUCUUUGGAAGGCCCCAAAGAUAUUUUCAGAUAAGAAAAUUAUAGCCAAGCCUGAAAUA
This is a messenger RNA of Manis pentadactyla (Chinese pangolin), 2453 nucleotides long. It is a transcript of the gene SLC5A12, whose product is annotated as solute carrier family 5 member 12. Gene Ontology annotation, biological process: sodium ion transport; transmembrane transport. Lineage: Eukaryota; Metazoa; Chordata; Mammalia; Pholidota; Manidae. The record is from RefSeq and is a predicted model, not a curated record. The transcript has 15 exons. Bases 334 to 2193 code for a protein of 619 amino acids. Gene Ontology annotation, cellular component: membrane. Gene Ontology annotation, molecular function: symporter activity; lactate transmembrane transporter activity.